Molecule: messenger RNA, 1627 nt
Organism: Erigeron canadensis
Lineage: Eukaryota; Viridiplantae; Streptophyta; Magnoliopsida; Asterales; Asteraceae
Product: ribulose bisphosphate carboxylase/oxygenase activase, chloroplastic
Exons: 7
Coding region: 66-1502 (478 amino acids)
Cellular component (GO): thylakoid; chloroplast stroma
Molecular function (GO): ATP binding; ATP hydrolysis activity; ribulose-1,5-bisphosphate carboxylase/oxygenase activator activity
Source: RefSeq, a predicted model, not a curated record
UUCAUAUCAUUCUGCUAACUUCACUUCACUUCCACUCAUUCUUCUUUGACAGUCCAUAGUGAUCAAUGGCCACAGCCGUCUCCACUGUCGGAGCCGUAAACCGUGUUCCGUUGAGCUUGAAUGGAGCUAGUGGUGCAACUUCAGUACCAAACUCAAGUUUCUUGGGGAACAGUUUGAAGAAAGUGUUGAAUUCUAGAUUGAUCAGCAACAACAACAAGUCAUUCUCUUUCAAAGUAUUUGCGGCCGAGAAAGAGAUCGAAGAAACCCAACAAACCGAUAAAGAUAGAUGGAGAGGACUUGCAUAUGAUAUGUCUGAUGAUCAACAAGAUAUCACUAGAGGUAAGGGUAUGGUUGAUUCCCUUUUCCAAGCUCCCCAAGAUGCUGGAACCCAUUUUGCUGUCAUGAGCUCCUACGAGUACGUUAGUACCGGGCUUCGUCAAUACAACAUGGACAACAACAUGGAUGGAUUCUACAUUGCCCCUGCUUUCAUGGACAAACUUGUUGUUCACAUCACCAAGAACUUCAUGACUUUGCCAAACAUCAAGGUUCCUCUUAUUUUGGGUGUCUGGGGAGGAAAAGGUCAAGGAAAAUCCUUCCAAUGUGAACUUGUGUUUGCCAAGAUGGGAAUCACCCCAAUUAUGAUGAGUGCUGGAGAAUUGGAAAGUGGGAACGCUGGAGAACCAGCAAAAUUGAUCAGGCAAAGGUACCGUGAAGCCGCGGAUAUCAUCAAAAAGGGGAAAAUGUGCUGCCUAUUCAUCAACGAUCUCGACGCAGGAGCAGGAAGAAUGGGUGGAACUACACAGUACACAGUUAACAACCAGAUGGUUAACGCCACCCUUAUGAACAUCGCUGAUAACCCCACAAAUGUUCAACUCCCUGGUAUGUACAACAAGGAAGAGAACCCUCGUGUGCCAAUCAUUGUCACGGGUAAUGACUUUUCAACACUUUAUGCUCCCCUCAUUCGUGAUGGACGUAUGGAAAAGUUUUACUGGGCUCCAACUAGAGAGGACCGAAUUGGUGUCUGUAUCGGUAUCUUCAGAACUGAUGGUCUUUCUAAAGAAGCUGUUACCAAGCUUGUCGAUACUUUCCCUGGCCAAUCCAUUGAUUUCUUUGGGGCAUUGAGGGCUAGAGUGUACGACGAUGAAGUGAGAAAGUGGAUUGGAGGUGUUGGGGUUGAGGGCAUUGGGAAGAAGCUUGUGAACUCGAGGGAGGGGCCACCAACAUUUGAACAACCCGAGAUUACACUUGAAAAGCUUUUGGAGUACGGUAACUUGUUGGUUAAAGAACAAGACAAUGUCAAGAGAGUCCAGUUAGCCGAGACCUAUUUGGCAUCUGCUGCACUUGGAGAUGCUAACAAAGAUUCCAUUAGCCGAGGAGACUUCUAUGGGAAAGCGGCUCAACAGGUGCAAGUCCCAGUCCCCGAAGGAUGCACUGACCCUGGUGCGGCGAACUUUGACCCAACAGCAAGGAGUGAUGAUGGAAGCUGCACUUAUACUUUAUAAAGUUAGAAACAUUAAGGGAUAAUUUGUCUAAAUAUGUGAGGAUGUCAAACAGUUCUAAUUGUUGGAUUGUUGCUACACUUUUGUGAUUUUGUUUAAUUAUCAAAUAAGUUUCUUGGGAGUAAAAA